Molecule: messenger RNA, 2941 nt
Organism: Chara braunii
Lineage: Eukaryota; Viridiplantae; Streptophyta; Charophyceae; Charales; Characeae
Source: the annotation of a GenBank genome assembly
UUCGGGGGCAAGACAUCAACAAACCACUCGCUGUUUCUUUGGAUUUCCACGAUCCUCCUAUCCUACGUCCGUCUCUCUCCGCUGGAGACUCCGCUUUGCUAAACCUUCGUUUGCGCGUGGCGCCCCCAUGUCUGUGGCGAUGGCGCUGGGGAUGGCUUCCCCCUCUUGUGUAUCGUGUUCGCAGGCGGCUGCUUGCACUGCUACUGCUCUUAAAGUUUCCAGACCCGCCGCGUCGGGGGAAGCCCCUCGAACCCCUCCUUUGCACAAGACGCCGUGGUCUUGCAGCUUGAUUAUUUUGCCGGGGAGGUUUGCCCGCCAGAUCUCUCGUAGUGGUAGUGGUAGUGGUAGGUCAAAUGGAGGAGACUCUUCUUGCUGCAAAUGCGCGCGCUCCCACUUUUCAGAACGCGCGCUUUUUCAAAAAAGAGCAAACGGCGGGAGCCUAAAACGGCGCGGUUCAGCAGGCUACUGUGCUGGACCAUUCUUGCUUGGCGCCAACGCCAACCGCAGUGAGAGUCGCCUUCCUCCUCUGGCGUGCGCCGCCGCCUUGGGCUCUCCCGUCAAAGCAGAAGAAGAAGAACAAUCGACUAACGUGUCAGAACUGGAUGCCGUCUCUGCCUUCAGCGAAAUUGUUCCUGACACGGUCAUCGCUGAUGACUUUGACAAGUUCCCGCUCACUGCGGCAACGGUCAGCUCCGCGUUGUUGACGGGUAUCCUAGGUCUCCCUGGGAGUAAAUACAAGGGGUGUCUAGACUCCGCUCUGGUGUACGGCAAGUGCAUGAUGGAGGAGGAUGAGAAGAAGAGAAUCAGCUGUUUUGUAGAGAAGGCACUGGUGAAUGUAGGUGCGGCGUUAGCGAAGGAGGUGUCUGGGCGCGUGUCCACUGACGUCGAUGCCAGAUUGGCAGAUGACAGCCGUGCGAUCAUCGACAAGGUCAGGAGUAUGCUCAAACUGUAUGGGGAGAUGCAAAUUCCGCUAGACAGACUUCUUUUCCGGCUUCCAGCCACGUGGCAGGGAAUCGAAGCAGCACGUCAAUUAGAAGCGGACGGGAUCCAGACACAUGUCACGCUCGUGUACAGCUUCGUUCAGGCGGCUGCGUGUGCCGAUGCCGGUGUGUCGGUCAUUCAGCUAUACGUGGGCAGAGCGCGAGAUUGGGCGCGAAGCCAUGAGGGCGACCCCGAGAUUGCCGCCGCGAUACAGACCGGGCAGGAUCCCGGCGUAGCCCUCGUGACAAGGGCUUACAACUACGUCCACAAGAAGGGGUAUAACACCAAGAUCAUGGCUGCAGCGAUCCGGAACAAGCAGGAUGUGCUUAGUCUGCUAGGCUGUGACUAUCUCAUUGUACCGGUGAAGGUUCUGCAGUCUCUGAAGGAUGCCCCCGCUGACCUCGACUCUAAGUUUGGCUUUGAGAGAAGAUUGUCGCCUUCCGCAGCGCGAGCCACUCAAUUUCCGGCGAUGGAGAAAUUGGAUCAAGAGAGCUUUCUCAAACAGCUCGGCCCGUAUGCAGAGCAGAUGUUGAAACAAGGAUUGGAAUCGUACUCCAGGGCGUCAGAGCGAGUGGAAGAGAGCCUUGCUCGAAUCUGGCCACCUCCCAACAUGUAGAGAGAGGCAGGCGGGCGGGCGGCCUUAUCGAGUGCAUGUGCAUGUGUGUGUAUGUGUAUGUGGUCUUCUUAUUGUGAGUGUGUACAGGGAGUCGGAGCAUUCUGUGGUGCGUCUUUAUGUCUACCAUAGAGCAGAUCCGAACUGGAUUGUAGGGCCGAGAGGGAAAAAGGGGAUUGGGGGACGCACAGACAGACAGACAGACAGACACACACACAGAGAGAGAGAGAGAGAGAGAGAGAGAGAGAGAGAGAGAGAGAGAGAGAGAGAGAGAGAGAUUCUGUGGUACUUCUGUAAGAGUAGAUCCGAACUGGAUUGUAGGGCCGAGGGGGAAAAAGAGGAACCGGGGUGUGUGUGUGUGUGUGUGUGUGUGUGUGUGUGUGUGUGUGUGUGUGAGAGAGAGAGAGAGAGAGAGAGAGAGAGAGAGAGAGAGAGGGCAUUCUGUGGUGCAUCUGUAUGUCUAGCAUAGAGCAGAUUCCAACUGCAUUGUAGGGCAGAGAGAGAGAGAGAGAGAGAGAGAGAGAGAGAGAGAGAGAGAGAGAGAGAGAGAGAGAGAGAGANGAGAGAGAGAGAGAGAGAGAGAGAGAGAGAGAGAGAGAGGUGCCAACCCUGGGAGCUGCCAUGUGGCAGCAUAUAGCAGAGAGAGAGAGAGAGAGAGAGAGAGAGAGAGAGAGAGAGAGAGAGAGAGAGAGAGAGAGAGAGAGAGAGAGAGAGGAUUCUGUGGUGCAUGUGUAUGUCUAGCAUAAAGCAGAUUCCAACUGCAUUGUAGGGCAAAGAGAGAGAGAGAGAGAGAGAGAGAGAGAGAGAGAGAGAGAGAGAGAGAGAGAGAGAGAAAGAGAAAGAGAAAGAGAGAUGCUUGGCCGUGGGGGUGAUGGGUAGAUAUCAUCAGAAUUUUUAUGUAACUUUCGUGUGUCCAUCUCCUUGGGAACAGGAAGGGGUUAUUUGUUUUGUGACUGUCGCACUCAGGGAAAAAAGAAAAAAAAGAAAAAAAGGGAAAGAGGGAGCACCGGGCAUGUGAAUUGAUGGUUAAUAUUUGAGGAUGGUGAUUUUGGGGAGAAGACAAACGAAAAGAGAAAAAGGAACCAGACAACAAUACUGAGGAGAGGGGUCUUCUUCUCAAUCGUCCUCUCCUGACACCUGAUAGGGUCUUCUUCUCUAUCGUCCUCUCCUGACACCUGAAUAAGCACCAACGCUCGUCUUCUCUGCCCCAUCUUCUCCAAUCCUCCUCGCCCGGGUUCCGGCAGCGUACGUGACUUGGUUAGUACUACAGCCUACUCUCCCAUCUCGUCGCUCUACCCAUCUCGUCGGUCUACCUAUCUCGUCCCACAAUAAAGCCACCAUUCGACC